This is a messenger RNA of Penicillium argentinense, 1515 nucleotides long. RefSeq names its product MCT family MFS transporter. Gene Ontology annotation, molecular function: transmembrane transporter activity. The record is from RefSeq and is a predicted model, not a curated record. Bases 1 to 1515 code for a protein of 504 amino acids. NCBI's taxonomy places the organism in Eukaryota, Fungi, Ascomycota, Eurotiomycetes, Eurotiales, Aspergillaceae. The transcript has 2 exons. Gene Ontology annotation, biological process: transmembrane transport.
AUGAACGACAAUGAGCCGAUAGAAGUGAUUCGAUCACACCAGGAUGAUAGGGACUCUAUGCACACUAGCUCUCGGCGAGAGCGUGAGAACCCGCAGGGACCAUCAGAGCCGCCAGUCGACGUCGACGAGAAAUACAAGCGGGACAUUCCUCCUGAUGGAGGAUAUGGCUGGAUCUGUGUUGCCUGCGUCUUUUGGAUCAAUGCCCAUACGUGGGGAAUAAAUAGCAGCUAUGGAGUUUUCCUUAGCUACUAUCUCUCUCACGAUGUUUUCCCCAACACGUCAGCUCUCUCCUAUGCCUUUACUGGAGGACUCAGCAUCUCCUGUGCACUCCUUGUGGCCCCAUUAGCCACCCGUCUCAUCCAGGUCCUUGGAACCCGCUUCGUGCUGAACCUAGGUGUCUUCUUCGAAACGCUGUCUCUCAUCGGGUCCUCAUUCGCAACUCAAAAAUGGCACAUCUUCCUCAGUCAAGGCGUUUGCUUCGGCUGGGGUAUGGGCUUUCUCUUCGUGGGCAGCGUUGGUAUCGCUCCGCAGUGGUUCCAUAAGCGCCGCAGCGUCGCUCAAGGUAUCACCGCCGCCGGGUCCGGACUCGGGGGCCUGAUCUGGUCUCUCGCGGUAGGUGCAAUGAUUCCUCGUCUCGGCUUAGGAUGGGCCUUCCGUAUUCUCGGUAUCAUCUCGUGCGCCGUCAAUUUAGUUUGUGGUAAUCUGCUUCGAGACCGCAACAAGCUUGUCGGUAGCCGAUUUACGGCAUUUCAUCUCCCGCUGCUUCGCCAGCCAGAAUUCUUGCUCUUCUUGGGCUGGGGUAUCUUCAGCAUGCUGGGAUAUGUGGCGCUGCUCUUCAGUCUUGCCAACUUUGCCCUCUCGGUUGGACUCUCGUCACAUCAAGGCAGUAUUGUCGCGGCCUUGUUGAAUCUGGGUCAGGGCCUUGGUCGUCCUUUUGUGGGAAUGUUCAGUGACCGACUUGGCCGCAUCAAUAUAGCGACCUUAUUGACUUUCCUGUGUGGCUUAUUCUGUUUGGUAAUUUGGAUCUUCGCUGACAGCAUGGGUGUUGUCUGUUUCUUCGCUGUCCUAGUAGGAACUGUCGCGGGAACAUACUGGGCGACGGUGUCGCCCGUCCUCGCCGAAAUCAUUGGUCUACGAGAUCUACCUUCAGGCCUCAGCAUUACCUGGCUCACACUGGUCGCGCCGUGCACCGUCUCUGAGGCCAUUGCCCUGCAACUCCGCACCGCCAAACCGGACGGGAACACUUCUUAUCUCCGAGUCCAAUUGUUUACAGGCUUUGUGUACAUCGGUGCAUCUCUGUGCCUGUGGCUCGUACGUGGUUGGAAAGUUGGAGAGCUAGAAAUUGCUGAACAGCGCAGAGAAUCUGUGGCCCGAGAAACGCCGCUUACGACCGCGACGGUGGGAGAGAAGCAGGAUCGUUCUGCGACCAGAAUACCUUCAAUUGGCGUCGCUGAUACACAGAUAUGGACACCAUUCAAUCUAGCACGGAGAAUGGUGGCAUUAAAACGUGUCUGA